Molecule: messenger RNA, 2558 nt
Organism: Paramormyrops kingsleyae
Lineage: Eukaryota; Metazoa; Chordata; Actinopteri; Osteoglossiformes; Mormyridae
Product: nuclear inhibitor of protein phosphatase 1
Molecular function (GO): protein binding
Source: RefSeq, a predicted model, not a curated record
GGAGCGAAAUGAGAAUGAGGCAAGAUGGCGGCGAAUUCCAUCGCAAACUUACCUCAGUUUGAUUGUCCGACAUGGGCUUAUUGGGGUGUGGUGGAUGGUUUUGUUUCCAGGGCUGGAAAACCUCCCCCAGGGCUCCAUUUGGACGUGGUGAAAGGGGACAAGCUGGUGGAGAAGCUGAUCAUUGACGAAAAGAAGUACUACCUGUUUGGGCGUAACCCGGACAUCUGCGACUUCACCAUCGACCACCAGUCCUGCUCGCGCGUCCAUGCCGCCCUGGUGUACCACAAGCACCUCAAGAGAGUCUUCCUUAUUGACCUCAACAGCACCCAUGGCACAUUUCUGGGGCACAUCCGUCUGGAGCCACACAAGCCGCAGCAGGUCCCCAUCGACUCUACGGUGUCAUUCGGUGCAUCUACGCGGGUUUACACCAUCCGGGAGAAACCACAGACGCAGCCUGGCUCAGGCACCGGGGACAGUAAGACCGGGGAGGAUGAGGAUCUCAAAGGGCUCCUCGGACUGCCAGAGGAGGAGACGGAGCUGGAGAACCUGACUGAAUUCAACACAGCCCACAACAAGCGCAUCUCCACCCUGACCAUCGAGGAGGGAAACUUGGACAUCCAGAGGCCCAAGCGUAAGAGGAGAAGCUCCCGGGUCUCAUUCAGCGAGGAGGAUGAGGUUAUUAACCCAGAGGAUGUGGACCCCACUGUGGGACGCUUCCGGAACAUGGUUCAGACGGCGGUGGUUCCAAUCAAGAAGAAGAAGCAGGAUGGUCACAUGGGCCUUGGUGUGGAGGACGGGACCUCUCGCCGCGUGCACACCUUCCCCUUCAGCGGCAGCCUGUACGGGGACCUGCCGCCCGCCAGCCACGAGGCGAACGUCCACCCGGCAGGGGCCCCGUGCGGCGCCGCCAUCAUGGGAGGGCUGCCGCUGCCCUUCCCCAACCCAGCUCCCGAGGUUGACCUGUCCCCCACCACUGCACAGCCACCUGUCACCCUCACCAUCAGGCCUGCCCCCGGCCCUUAUGCCCCCGAGGCUGUCAAUGAGCCCCGCAAGAAGAAGUAUGCCAAGGAGGCGUGGCCUGGGAAGAAGCCCACCCCUUCCUUGCUUAUAUAGCCCCGCCUUGGACCAUUUGGUACUGGGACUGAUAUCCGUACUGUGCUGGGGUUGAAUGGACAGAGGCCUCGUGGCAAAGCAGUCACCACUGGCUGGGACAUUUCCUUGUCAUCUCCAUAUUCCCUGCCCCCUGCUUUGUUUUUUUCUUACUUUUUUUUUUUUUUUUUUUAAACAUUUAAAGAGUCAGGACCAUCAGCAUUCUGCUCUGCCCCACCCUCUCUGGUCAUGUGAUGCGUUACUGGCGAAUCAGAUGGUAACAUGUUGACUCUGCGUGUUCAGGGUGUCCCAGUGUGCUCAGGAGUCAUGACUCUCGGGCUCCUAAAUGGCACCGACCUUAGAGCGUGCAGCUGGCUCUACUUUGGCGAGUCUGUCAUCGCUGUUACUCUACAAUUGAUACAAAAAAGUGAGUCCUUACAGGACCUCUAUGGAAAAAAAAUAGGCCGGCUCAGCUAUCUGUAUCUCACAUGCUGCGGGAACCUCCCGGGGGGGCAGGGGGCGGAAACGUGAAUGAAGGGGGACAGCAGUCACAGCUGAUGGCCUGGGAGGGGCCAGGUGACACGGAUGCCAUGCAGCUAUGUGGAUAUGUGUCCGUGUGCUGGCUUAUGUACCAGGUGGCUGCCAGGGCUGGGUUUAAACUAGUAGCAUAGAGCCUCGAACCCAACACCUCUGCACUGUGCUUGGCUCUGAGUCGCUGCCAUUUUUUCAUUCAUGGUGUUAUGAUCUGUGCGGUUUUAGAACACAACUUCAGACAGGCCCCUACCAGUAAACUCUAUGGUUAAUUAUUAGCAGCGAUUUGCUCUUGCUGAUUCCUUACUGCUUUGCCUGUAAGGGAGCUUGGUAAUCCUGGACGAGGGUGCACUGCACAUUGCCCACCUGUCAGUGAAUGCUGCCUUUUCAUUGGCUGAAAACAGUGAUUGGCAGCUCAUGGUAACGCCUCCCACUGUGGAUUUUUGACCCUUUUAUUAUUUGACUAGCUAGCAUGGUGAAUAUCCUGAGUUGCAGUGGCACCAAUCCACUAGUGGGCUACAUACACUUCAGCUCCCCAGGGAUGACCGUUGACAGCUGUUGGAUGAUACUGUCUUCCUGUAGGGGGCGAGUUUGUGUCUCACUGCUACACGCUAACGUGUGCCUGCACCUGUCAGCCUGUCCCAAAGCUGUAGCCCUGUGGCUCUCCAUAAACCCCAGCCAAUGCAGAGAAUUUCCUAAGCUCAGCCGUCUAGGAAACCAAGGUUUGUUUAGUUUGGUGUCUGAGGGUUUCCAGAGGGAACUCCUACUUUUAUGACUUUUAUUUGUAGUAUUUUUUUUCCUCCAACUGUGAAUACAUUUCUCUCUGCUUUGUACAGUUCUGUAAAUUUGUUAGAGGAAUCUUUUAACAGUUCAAACUUUGGAGCCUGUGAGAUGCCCUCCUCUCUACAUUAAACGCCGGCCAGUUUUUUUUCUAUGUC